CACACUGCCCAACUUCCCUACCCUGCACCCAAUCAUAUUUCCCUGGAAUCUAUGAUCUUGUACAUGAACAUAUAUGUACCUGUAAUUCCGAGAACUUGCUGUUUCAAGAAGUGAGAGCAUAUCCCUUUUACUUUUGUUAUUGUGUGUGACAAAAGUGGAUGAGAUGAACUAAGACGCCCAUAAGAUGCUUAAACCACCUCCGUAGGAAGUUGUUCUUGAGAUGCAUGACCCAUGGUUAAUAGUGGUUUUCAGUCAAAGCAAGCCCACAUAAAGAAGAUACAGUUAUCCUAAGACUGAAGAGUGCACUGCAUAAUAAUACAAGGAGAAUCUGCAGUUGUGGACUUCACUGGAUGUUCAGAAGUUCACCUUUGCAUGAGUGAAGAGUGCUGAAGAAUGUGGAAGAGUGGUACAACACUACUGUCCAAACAACUUCACAAUCAAUAUGGGACUUUUCAGCGAGAGAUGCAGCAGUUGUCUGCCGAUGGGCGCAGAGUCAUGGCGAUACGGCGAGAAGAUGUUAAUGUCUGGGAGAGAAGAGCUCCUUUAGCGCCCCACCAUGUCAGAUAUCUGGUCAAGAAAGGCGUUAAAGUUAUUGUUCAACCAUCAAAUCGAAGGGCUUAUCCCAUGCAAGAGUAUGCAAACCAUGGGGCAAUUAUCCAGGAAGAUAUCAGUGAGGCGUCCUUUGUGGUUGGCGUUAAGCAGGUGCCCAUUGACGUUUUGAUGCCAAACAGAACUUAUGCAUUCUUCUCUCACACAAUCAAAGCUCAAGAGGCGAAUAUGCCUCUGCUUGAUGCUAUUCUACAGAAGAAUAUCCGGCUCAUUGACUAUGAAAAAAUGUGUGACGCUGAAGGACAGAGGGUAGUGGCUUUUGGGAAAUACGCAGGUGUUGCGGGCAUGAUCAACAUUCUUCAUGGAAUGGGCCUGAGACUUCUGGCCCUUGGCCAUCACACACCCUUCAUGCAUAUUGGCCCAAGUCACAACUAUAGAAACAGUGAAAUGGCAAGGCGAGCAAUAAGGGAUGCAGGUUAUGAAAUUUGUCUGGGUAUGAUGCCCAAGUCCAUUGGCCCUAUCACUUUUGUGUUUACAGGCACUGGGAAUGUCUCACAGGGUGCACAAGAAGUGUUUCAGGAGCUCCCUUAUGAAUAUGUAGAGCCAGAGCAUCUGCCAAAGGUGGCCAGACAAGGAGCAACAAACAAAAUAUACGCAUGUGUUGUGAGCCGAGAGGAUCACUAUGUGCGAAAAGACGGACAGAAAUUCAAUGCUGAAGAGUUUGAACAACACCCUGAGAGAUUUGUUUCUACUUUCAGCAAACAGAUUGCUCCCUACGCCUCCUGCAUUGUGAAUGGAAUUUAUUAUGCCCCAAAUUCGCCUCACAUCUUGUCCAUUCCUGACGCAAAAUUGCUUCUCAGUCCACAAGAAACGCCCUGGAUCCCAUCCAGCCUUGGUUGCCCCAAGUUGCCCCACCGCCUAUUGGCUAUCUGUGAUAUAUCUGCUGACCCAGGAGGAUCUAUUGAAUUUAUGAAGGAAUGCACAACCAUUGACUCUCCCUUCUGCCUGUAUGAUGCAGACAGGAAUAUGAACACAGAAAGUUUUGCAGGCAGUGGUGUCUUGAUCUGCUCUAUUGACAACAUGCCUGCACAAAUCCCAAGGGAGGCUACAGAUUUCUUUGGAGGGCUUUUGCUGCCAUAUGUUUUUGACAUGAUCAAUUCAGAUGCUACAAAACCUUUUGAAGAAUACAAUUCUUCACCUGUUGUGAAAAAUGCUGUGAUAACCUCAAAUGGAUCAUUGACACCAAAUUUUGAAUAUAUCAAAGAGAUGCGGAACAAUAGGCGAUCUCAGCACAAAGCACCUCUUUCUGCGGAGGCAUCCACAAAGAAGGUGUUAAUACUUGGUGCUGGUUAUGUGUCAUCACCUGCUGUAGAAUACCUGAGUAGAGAUGAAAAAACACAGGUUACCGUGGCAUCCCAGUUUCAGGAAGAGCUGGACGCAGUGGGAGAGAAGUUCCCUAAAGCACACUUGUCUCUCCUGGACAUCAAUCAGAGCUAUGAUGACCUUGAUGAUAUGAUACAGGCCAAUGACGUUGUUGUUAGCCUCUUGCCUUACACCCUUCACCCAGAAGUAGCUGAUUUGUGCAUAAAACACAAAACCAACAUGGUCACUGCUAGUUACGUGACUCCGGCAAUGAAAGCCCUGCAUGAAAGAGCGAAAGAUGCUGGCAUCACAGUCAUGAAUGAGGUGGGAGUUGACCCAGGUAUUGACCACAUGCUGGCAAUGGAGUGCUUUGAUGAGAUUCAUCGUAAUGGAGGAAAGAUUACGUCCUACCUGUCAUGGUGUGGUGGACUGCCAGCACCAGAGCAUUCUGACACUCCACUGCGGUACAAAUUCAGCUGGUUUCCCAAAGGUGUCUUGAUGAAUGUCUUGUCUGGAGCACGAUACCUUGAUGGUGGAGAAGUUGUUGAAGUACCAGAGGGUGGUAGUUUGUUGGACAAUGUGCAUGAUCUGGACUUUUUACCUGGCUUUAAUUUGGAGGGUUUUGCGAACAGGGAUUCCACAGUCUACAGUAAACUGUAUGGCAUUGAGAAUUGCCAAACAUUGCUGCGUGGCACUAUAAGAUAUAAGGGAUUCUCCACAGCCAUGAGCAGUCUCCUUGCCCUGGGUCUGCUGGACAACAGCCCCAAGGCUGCUCUUCACCCCAAUGGAGGCAACAUUACCUGGAAAAACUUGAUAUGUGAACUUCUGGGUAUCAAGUCUGAUAUUUUGGUUGACUCUGUGAAGGACUGUGUGUUAGAGCGUGUGGGCAACUCUUUGCCCAAGCUCAGGUGCAUUGAAGAAUUGGGUCUGCUAAGUGAUGAAGAGGUGGACAAGAAGGGAUCACCUCUAGAUACCCUAUCAAAUUAUCUGUCCAAGAGGCUAGCCUUCGGCCCUGGCGAACGGGACCUUAUUAUUCUUCGCCAUGAAAUUGAUGUGGAGUGGCUGGAUGGUUGUCGUGAAAGACGUCAGGUUGGAUUGACUGUGUACGGAGAAACCAAUGGCUAUUCAGCUAUGGCCAAAACAGUGGGCUUACCAACUGGAAUAGCCACAAAAAUGGUCCUGGAAGGUGAGAUUCAGAAGAAAGGAAUGGUCAUCCCCCUGUCUGUGGACAUCUAUAGACCUAUUUUACAAAGGCUGACCGAAGAGGGCCUGACUGCCAGUGAAGUGAUAAAGCCCCUGCCACGCCUUGCAGACCAUCAGAGAAUGAGCAGCUUUUAAUUUCUUCAUCAUGGGGCAGAUGAUUCAGGCGAAUUCCUAGUCUGUUGUGCUAUUUUGGGAAUACAAAAGCAAAGAAAAUACAGUUUCAGAAAAGUGGCUGUCGAAAUGUUUUUCUUUGGUUAUAUCCGUUGUUUGAUCAUAAAACAACAAGGAUAUAUUCCUUUGCUAUUGUAUAAUGUCAACUUGUAUCUUGUCCUGUCAUGAUAUGUCGGAUUGGGGUACGGGUAUGCUAUUUUUUUAUGUUUUUUUUUUUAAUAUAUAUAUCUCAGUGUGACAAUAAGUGACAUAUUGUUUACAUUUUCCUCAACAAAGGACUGAUGUCCUGUAGGUUUUGAAGUUUGCUAAUCAGUUAUUUUCCUCACCUUUUUGUAUCUGUGAUGAGUGUGAUCAGUAUUCUCAGCGUUCACACAAAAACGGGACAUUGGCUUUCUGAAAGAGUGUGUGCAUGUCUCAAUCCUACUGUUACCUUGAAAGUAAAACAAUACUUUUUAUACUCAUUUAUGACUGGAGCAGUCAAGUUUCUUUAUUUUGAUAGUUUGUAAGCUUUUUCAUUGAUAUAUGGUAUACAAAAUGAAAUAACUGAAAUUAUUAGGUAGCAGUUAGCAUGUGCACUUGUGAUGAAUAAUGUUAAGGUCUACAUGUACUUCUUGAAACUAACUCUUGCCAUGUGUCUACCAGCCCCAGAAAACUCGGAAAAAAAGGAUAUAAAACUAUAUAUAUAAAUAUAUAUAUAUAUAUACUCUAAAUCAUUUGUCUCAUACUCCAGUAAUACUGAUACCAGUAAUAAAUUUACAACUUUUGGGGAGUGUACAAAUUCACUAUCCCACUGUAUAGCUUAAGUAAGAAAUUUGUAGACCUGCUCAAUGUUGAAUCAUUGAAUUUUUCUUUUUUAAACUUACAAUAAUGAAUAACAAAUGCUUUUUCAUACCAAAGAAGAAAAAAAAGAAGUUCUUCUUGUGAACCAUAAUCUGGCUUUAAUUUUGGAGUGCCCGUAUAUGGUUUUGAAUUUUUGUGCUGAUGGGUAAAUAAUUGAAUUAUAUUAAAAUACAUGUAGAUUUCCUUUAAUAUUAUUUAAUUAUGAUGUAUGUUUAGCACCUUGAAUCUCAGUUGGCUUUUGAAAUCUUUACCGGUUUAUUUUGUUGGAAACGAUCUCUUUUCUUUGGUUUGCUGCUUUUGUCUCCCUUAGCACACUUUUUGUGCAUUAAUACUCACAACCCAUGUUGACUUUCCCCAAAGAAAAGAAUCGUUAAUCAUGUCCAAAUAUGUCAUUAAGCUGUAACAUCAUGAGCUGGGGCAUGUUUCACAAAGUGAUUUCAGGCUAUAGCCUAAAAUUGUACCGUAAUCCAAAUUAACCUCUUAAAUAUAUGUUAUGCACUAAAAGGAAAAAAAUUUGAUCACUGAUGCUGUGCUAUGGCAGUACAGUUUCAGCCAAAUUUGAGUAAUACAAAUGUAUUUUGUUUAGUAAAAAAGUGUAAAGUUUUGGACUUAGGCCCAAUAUGGCUUUGUGAAACAAUGUUACUGAAUUAUACCUAUAUCAGUUCUUUUAUUAAUGCCCCCAUUACAUGCACCAAUGUUUAUUAUUAUUUUACUGAAGUUAUGUAGAAGUGAACAGCUCAGAUGUGGCCAUUAAGAGCCAUUCCUGUGAAAGUGCAUUUUUUUUUUUUUUGCUACUGUCAUAGAAAUUGCAUUCCAUGUAAGACGGUCUACAUUGUUUUCUGUGUGCUUCCCAUAAUCCAUGACAUCACGAUCUAAUAGUGAUAUCAUUGAUUGUUUAUCUGUAACAAAAGCAAAGCAGACCAGUAAAUAUCAGUAUUCAGAAAUUAGAAUGUGAGUUCAAAAGAGUCUACAUUAGUGUUCACUUACAAUCUUCUUGACAAACAAAAUUUUAGUCAUGAUGUAUAGUCAUUUGAAUAUCGGACCAGGGAGACAUUCAGUUUUCUAAAUGCAGUUUUCAGGAUGCAGUUGAAUGUAUUUCAAAGGUAUUAAAUGUAAUCUGUUUAGUCCUUGUUAUCAUUAAUUGAGUGGGAUAUCACAACUACUAUUUCCACCAGGUAUAUUCUAAAGUGAACCUUAACCUGUUUAACUUCAAAUAUCAAGAUGCACUUUUUUAAUUGUCUGCUUUGCCUUUUUUUUAGAUUUGUAUUGACAAAAAAAAAACGGUUUGUAGGGGCCUUGAAAUUGAAAGUAAUUUUUCCAAGCCUUAAAAAGCAUAGAAAAUCAUGGUUCUUUGUGGUUCAGCCUUGAAAUUGAGGCGUAGUUUGCCACACAUACAUGGGAGACUACAGAGCCAACCUGAGUUUAUACUGUUGUGGAUUCAUGUAGUAUGCAAACUGUCUCUCAGAGAAAUUUGGUUUUCCAGCAUCUUUGAAAUUGCUGGGUGAAUGUUCAACUAAUAAAAUCCAUUCACAUUGGUAAAAGAAGCUCGUGUAACUGUACAGUAUCGAUAUUUAUUCCAAAUAGCCUGAGAAAUAUGAAUGUUGGGUCUGAAAAAGCAUGGAAAUUUGAAAUCAUUAUUGUGUACGACCCCUGUGGAAGUCGAGGUUUGACAUAUAUAUCCUAGCAGUUUUAUUAUAUAUAUAAAAAGUAAAGUUAAUAUUGGGAUAAACUAUGUGACCCUACUUUUUUCUAGGUUGACUCCAUUAAUUGAUCCCAUAAAAUUGAGGUUAAGACUUCCUGUUACCAGCUCAGAUUUCAGUGAUGAACCCUUUACUACCUGGUACAGUAUUGAAACGUGAUCAGGUAAACGUACUGAAAGGGUUAGAUGGUUGAUUACAGCGAAGUAAUGGUUUUUCUGUCAAGACACCUAGACAAUUACUGGAAUCAUGUUGAUUCAAUAGCUUUUAGUCACUGCUGAUAUAGGAACCUGUGGAGUUUGUCAUUUGAAAAUUGUUGAUUUACACAUUUAUUAUUCAACAAAUUAUUCUUCAGCGUAAUGGAAUGCCAUAGAUUUUACUUUAGUCUUUGUCAUUUGAGUGGAGUUAUGCUGUGCCAUAACAUAUUGGUGUCAUUAGUACACCCGUAUUUGCCAUGGAAGACAUCUUCAUCCGAC
This is a messenger RNA of Liolophura sinensis, 6298 nucleotides long. RefSeq names its product alpha-aminoadipic semialdehyde synthase, mitochondrial-like. Gene Ontology annotation, molecular function: saccharopine dehydrogenase activity. The record is from RefSeq and is a predicted model, not a curated record. NCBI's taxonomy places the organism in Eukaryota, Metazoa, Mollusca, Polyplacophora, Chitonida, Chitonidae. The coding region runs from base 394 to 3249 and encodes 951 amino acids. Gene Ontology annotation, cellular component: cytoplasm. The transcript has 24 exons.